UGCACGAAGGCAGGCUGAGCUCCCGGACCGACUCGGGGACGGCGUGGGGAAGGAAGGAGGGAGGGAGUUGGGGAGGGGGAGGCCCGAGAAAGCCACCUCCCCCUGCCCCCCGCGGCCCUCCCACCUUCGGGACGGGCGAGGGAGGCGGAACAAAGGCGAGGAACCUCUGCUGCGGCUUCAGCGGCUGCAGGAUCGGAGGAGGGAGGUCGGAGGGCGGGCCAGCCGGCCGGCCACCGGGCCAACCUCCCCGCGAGUCCAUUUUGUGACCGAAGCAGCCUCACGCCUGGAAAGCGCAGCUGCGCCACUUGGGUAGCUCGAGCCUCGGCUGCUGCUGCUGCUUCUGCUGCCGCAGGCGCACGCACCUCACGAGCAGCUGCAGGAUAUGAUGGAGCUGCUGGAGGAAGACCUCACAUGCCCUAUUUGUUGCAGCUUGUUUGAUGAUCCCCGGGUUUUGCCCUGCUCUCACAAUUUCUGCAAAAAAUGCCUGGAAGGUAUCUUGGAGGGCAAUGUUCGUAAUAUGCUGUGGAGACAGUCCCCUUUCAAGUGCCCCACUUGCCGGAAGGAAACUUCAGCUACUGGAGUCAAUAGCCUGCAGGUCAAUUACUCCCUGAAGGGAAUCGUGGAAAAAUACAACAAGAUCAAAGUCUCUCCCAAAAUGCCUGUUUGUAAGGGUCAUGUAGGACAGCCCCUCAACAUCUUCUGCUUGACAGACAUGCAACUGAUCUGUGGGAUUUGUGCCACUCGUGGUAGCCAUACCAAGCAUGUCUUCUGCUCUAUUGAAGAUGCCUAUGCUCAGGAAAGGAGUGCCUUUGAGUCAUUGUUCCAAGGUUUUGAGACCUGGCGUAGGGGAGAUGCUCUUUCUCGUCUGGAUACCUUAGAGUCAAGCAAGAGAAAAUCUCUUCAACUUUUGACUAAGGAUUCAGAUAAGGUGAAGGAGUUCUUUGAGAAACUGCAGCACACUUUAGAGCAGAAGAAGAAUGAGAUCCUGUCUGACUUUGAGACCAUGAAGUUAGCAGUCAUGCAGACCUAUGACCCAGAGAUCAAUAAGCUCAAUACAAUCUUGCAAGAGCAACGGAUGGCUUUUAACAUUGCAGAAGCCUUCAAGGAUGUAUCAGAACCCGUUGUAUUCCUACAGCAGAUGCAGGAAUUUAGGGAAAAAAUCAAAGUCAUCAAAGAGACCCCUUUACCUUCCUCUAAUUUGCCUGUUAAUCCUAUAUUUAAGAACUUUGAUACUAGUCAGUGGGAGAGAAUAAAACUAGUAGAUGUGGACAAAAUGUCAUUGCCUCAAGAAAAUAUCCCAUUCACCAGCAAGAUUCCUUGGAGCUUUUAUCAGAUAUGUGUGGUGCUCUGUCUUGUUGGCCUUCUUGUUUACUUCACUCCUACAAUGUCCCUGGAUGGGACCUUAUUUGAUGAUUUCUCAGUUUGGAAAGCACAUCUUUCCAGCUUCAGUUCCUGUUAUCUAACAGAAUCAGCAGAAAUUGCAGAUCAAGCAAUUUUGUAUUGGGAACAGGUGGUGGAUGGGGUUUUUGUUUUCAGUGAAAGGUUCAAGAAUUACACUUUGGUAUUGCUGAAUGGUAUGGCAGAAUUUGUUUGCAAAUAUAAGCUAUUAUAAAAAUCUGUUGCAAGUACACAA
Molecule: messenger RNA, 1633 nt
Organism: Antechinus flavipes (yellow-footed antechinus)
Lineage: Eukaryota; Metazoa; Chordata; Mammalia; Dasyuromorphia; Dasyuridae
Gene: TRIM13
Product: tripartite motif containing 13
Exons: 2
Coding region: 383-1612 (409 amino acids)
Biological process (GO): positive regulation of canonical NF-kappaB signal transduction; positive regulation of macroautophagy; innate immune response
Molecular function (GO): zinc ion binding
Source: RefSeq, a predicted model, not a curated record